Soboliphyme baturini is the source of this 681-nucleotide messenger RNA. The record is from the annotation of a GenBank genome assembly. Lineage: Eukaryota; Metazoa; Nematoda; Enoplea; Dioctophymatida; Soboliphymatidae.
AUGGUUGGCAUCAUUUCAGGACUAGCGAACAUGUUCAAAGGUUUUCCGAAAGAAGAACUUGAAAUGGACAAGGCUUUAGGUCGCUGGCAUCAGAUGUACAAAUCUUCAAUCAACCUGGACGGGUCUCAAGAGAGCGUCUACUGUGAAGUCGCAUACUUCGAUAAGAACAGGGUGAUGGGUGAGGGCGGAAUGUCAAUGCUGGAGGCGUACAGAACGUCCUCGAAAGAUGGCGAGUUACACACCUUCAAAAGAGAUCUCAGUAAAUCCGGUCCUGGGGAAUACUGGAUGUUCACCGAAGACUAUUUCUAUCCAAAGCAGUUCUUCAUUUACAAACUGGGACCGGUGAAAAACGGUUUAUACGAGUAUUUCAUAGCAACGGAUUCCAACCGGCUUUCGUUGAUGGUCUUUGCUCGAGAUCCGCUCAUCUUUCAGCAGCAAUAUGAUUCGCAGGUUCAAGAACAACUGUCCAAGGGGGGAUUUGGCGGCUUUUCGUUCUGGAACAGGCCGUCGUUGAUCUAUCAGAACAUCGACUGUACGUAUCCGACGCAGAACGAGAUCAAGAUCCGUCGAACCAUGUCUAAAGUAAACGAACCCAAAAGCAGUCACGCACCCGCCACCCCACCGUUGGACAGCACACUGAAAAAAGCCGGAAAUUACGUUAAGCUUCUGUUCGGAGGCUAG